CAUCUUCCAGGUCCUCUUGAAUCUUAGCACUUCUGCAAUCAUUUGGAGGGAGGUGGCUUCAGAGGAUGAAUGGUAAUACAAAUAUGUAUUUACCAGACAUAUCUGAGAGGGCUUGAAAUGCUGAAGGAAGAGGAAGGGAAUACCACUCUCCACAGCACCUGAAAAAAUAGAGCAUAUGCAGGAACAAGGAAUUUUUUUAUUUGGGGGUAAAAAUUAGGUGAAUAAAAAUAACCGCAACUGGUUGGUUGUACAGUAGUCAUGUGCCUAUGUCAGUACUCAGUGGAAGCAUACUUGAUCUCUAUUUCAAUCUGGAUAGACACCAUUCAACAGGUUAUGUGAAUUCUAGAGACACUGGUUUGCACCAGAGGUGUAUCAUAGCAAAGGGAGUGAAUCCUUAUGCAACCAAGAAGUUUGAGUUUGCUUUUUACUUAACUUUUUGCCACAAUAAAAGAUGCCUUGGAUUUCUCAAGCUUUUAAUAUCAUUGUGCUGUUUUCCACAGCACACAGCAAAUGUCUCUCUCAGAUGUAUGAAAACACAAUUUUCAGUGGAGGAGAUAUUUCUAAGGUUUAUACACCAGAUGCAGAGCACUGCCAAAUCGUGUGCACUUAUCACCCAAGAUGUCUGUUUUUCUCCUUUCUUCCAGGAGAUUGGCCACAAACACUUGCAAGCUUGCAAUAAAGAAAUUUACGAAGGACUGGACCUGCUAGGAGAUAGUUAUAAUGCAACAACUGCUGACAGUUAUGAACAGUGCCAAAAAAGAUGCACCAAUGAGGACCAUUGUCACUUUUUUACAUACACCACGGCAUUAUUCCAUCAAACAAAACUGCGUCAGCAAUGCUACUUGAAAUAUACUAGCACAGGAACACCAACCCAAAUAAAGCGGCUUGGUGGUGUUGUAUCUGGAUUCUCAUUAAAACGCUGUCAACUGUCUGAAAGAGAUUGUCGGAUGGACAUUUUCCAGCGUCAAGUGUUUUCUGGUGUUACCCUGGCAAAGGUUUUGACACCUGAUGUCUAUGUAUGUAGAACAAUUUGUACUUACCAUCCAAACUGCUUGUUUUUUACUUUCCACACUCAUGAAUGGGAAGUUAGCAGUGAAAGAUAUACUUGUGUGAUGAUGACAUCAAGAAGUGGAACACCAGAUGGAUUUGAAGAAAAGGAAAAUGCUCUGUCAGGUUUCAGUCUCCAAAACUGCAGAAGAGCUACACCAGCCUGUCAUUAUCCAACUUUCUCUGAUUUAAACUUUCUGGGCACGGAACUAAGUGUGGAAUAUGUCAAUGGGCACAAGUCAUGUCAACAACUCUGCACAGACACUGUCCGCUGCCAGUUUUUUACUUAUGAUUCUGACCAAACUCGGUGCAAUCAAGAAGGGAAAUGUAAAUGCUACUUAAGAAUGUCUACCAAUGGGUGUCCACAUAGUAUCGUGUCUGAAAAUGGAAAGGUUUCUGGUUAUACUUUAAGACUGUGUCAAACUAAAGUCAGUCCCGUAUGUGUACAGGAAUCCAGUGUGUCUACAAGAGUCGUUGGAGGAGUAAAUGCUUCUUUAGCUGAAUGGCCCUGGCAAGUCAGUUUACAUGUGAAGCUGUCUAAGCAGAGUCAUUUAUGUGGUGGUUCAAUCAUCAGUGACCAAUGGAUAUUGACAGCUGCACACUGCACUGAAGACCUUCUAUUAACUGAAGUUUGGCGUGUUUAUAGUGGCAUUUUGAAACAGUCAGAAAUAAACAAACAUACCCCUGUUUUCAAAGUUCAAGAGAUUGUUGUUCAUCCUAAAUACAAGGUUUCAGAAGCGGGAUAUGAUAUUGCAUUAUUGAAACUUGACCAGCCUAUGAACUUCAGUGUCUUACAGCAACCUCUAUGUCUGCCAACUGAAGAAAUGAACACAAAAUAUACCGAGUGCUGGGUGACUGGAUGGGGUUUCACAAAAGAAAGAGGCCAAAUACAUGACACCCUACAAAAAGCCAGGAUCCCCUUAAUAUCAAAUCAAGAAUGUCAGGUGCUAUACAAAGGACAUAGAAUAUCUGACAAGAUGCUGUGUGCUGGCUACACAGAAGGUGGAACCGAUGCUUGUAAGGGAGACUCAGGUGGUCCUCUAUCAUGCAAAUAUCAGAACAAAUGGUAUUUGGCUGGCAUUACAAGCUGGGGCGAGGGAUGUGCUCGUCCAGGACAACCAGGAGUUUACACAAAUGUGGCAGAGUUUGUUGACUGGAUUCUAGAAAAAACCUCAUAGUACUUAGGGUAUGUUCCAUGACAAGGAAUGGACAUAUCAUUGUAAAUUUCAGUUCCAUGUCAGUGUCACAUCUGUUCAUUCCUAAAUCCAAUCUAUCUUGUUUUGUACAUUAAAUCUGCCAUUUUUAAACAAAGA
Sceloporus undulatus (fence lizard) is the source of this 2360-nucleotide messenger RNA. RefSeq names its product kallikrein B1 (gene KLKB1). The coding region runs from base 267 to 2225 and encodes 652 amino acids. NCBI's taxonomy places the organism in Eukaryota, Metazoa, Chordata, Lepidosauria, Squamata, Phrynosomatidae. The transcript has 15 exons. Gene Ontology annotation, cellular component: extracellular region. Gene Ontology annotation, molecular function: serine-type endopeptidase activity; protein binding. Gene Ontology annotation, biological process: proteolysis. The record is from RefSeq and is a predicted model, not a curated record.